CUGAGAAAGAAAGGUGAAAACGGGAGACUAAGUGAGUUUCUGUGAAUCUUUAUUUUCUUGAUUUAUUAGUGUAAUUUUUGAUAAACAUUAAGUGAAUUGCCGUGUAAAUAGUGUCUUUUUGAAAGUACUGAUAAAUAAUGGUUUCUGAUGAUGAAAUUGACGACUCCUUCGCCGGUGACGAAGAAGCCGCUGAGGAAGGUACCCAAGAUCAAGUAGACAAUUCUCCGGAGUCCGAUGACGGACUGCCGAAAGGGGAAGAAGAUGAUGACUAUGAACCAGAAGACAAUCGUAAAAAGAAAAAAGGAAAAAAACGAAAAGCUCGUAGUGAAGAGAAGAAAGGGAAAAAGAAAAAGAAAAAGAAGAAAAAUGAUAGUGAAGAAGAUAGCGAUUUUGGACAGGAUGAAGAAAAUGGAAAUGAUUCUGACUAUGGCAGUAGCAGAAAAAGUCGUAAAUCAAGGGGAUCAUUAAAGCAUUCUGCUCCCCAAGAAGUUGCAUCAUCUAGUAGUGGAGGAGGAAGCAGUUCUGGUGCUAAUGCAAGUGGAAACAAAGGUCAUGAAGCUGGCAUGCCUACAAUUGAAGAAGUUUGUUCAACUUUUGGUUUACAAGAUGUAGAACUUGAAUAUAGUGAAUCUGAUUUCCAAAAUUUAACCACAUACAAACUAUUUCAACAGCAUGUUCGUCCAUUGCUUGCUAAAGAAAACCCAAAGGUUCCAAUGUCAAAGCUCAUGAUGUUAGUGGCAGCCAAGUGGCGUGAAUUUUCUCUUCUAAAUCCGAAUUUACAACAAGUUGAAACCAAUUCUGAUAGACCUUCUACUCCUUCAAAUGAAUUAGAAUAUUCAGCUAAAUCUAAUCGAAAUAGAGCGACAAAAGACACCUCAAAGGCUGAAUCAGAAGCGUUCGAUGACGAUGAUGACGAAGAGGAUGAGGACGAUUCACGUAACAAAAAGAAACGCAGUUCAAGCAGGAAGAAGGCCUCAAAGAAAGCUACCAAAGUACCCACAUUGAAAAUACGAUUGGGUAAAAGAAAACGUGGAAGUUCUGAAGAAGAACCUGAGGGUAGUGCGAACAAUAGCGACCGAGAUUCGGAUGUCGAGUUCGAACAGAUGCUUCAGGAAGCUGAAGAACCAAGAUCAAGUAAGGCUGACGAGGAAUCCCAACAAAUAGACGAUGUAGAAGAAACUCCACAACCCAGGCGUAAAGCUAAGACUAAAAUUGGAAACAAGACUAAAAAGAAACGUAAAGUUAAGCCAGGAAAACCAGAAGGUGAAGAACAAUAUGAGCAUCAAGAUUAUUGUGAGGUGUGCCAACAAGGAGGCGAAAUUAUCCUUUGCGAUACAUGUCCCAGAGCUUAUCAUUUGGUUUGUCUUGAUCCCGAAUUGGAAGACACUCCUGAAGGACGUUGGAGUUGUCCUCAUUGCGAAAAUGAAGGACCCGCAGAACAAGAUGACGAUGAACACCAGGAGUUCUGUCGCGUAUGUAAAGAUGGCGGGGAACUACUCUGCUGUGACUCAUGUCCCUCAGCCUAUCAUACGCAUUGUCUUAAUCCUCCUCUAACCGACAUACCAGAUGGAGACUGGAAAUGUCCUCGAUGUAGUUGUGCUGCAUUACCUGGCAAAAUAGGCAAGAUUCUCACAUGGAGAUGGGUCGAAGAAGAACCAAAACAAACUCAAGAAAUGCUUUUGAACGCGAAUAAGAAGAAGCUUAAAAAGCACCGCGAAUUUUACGUGAAAUGGUUCGAUCGCUCAUACUGGCAUUGUUCAUGGGUAACAGAGCUACAAUUCGAUGUUUAUCAGCCGUUGAUGUUGCGCAGUUACAUGCGCAAGUACGAUAUGGAAGAGCCCCCUAAAUUAGAAGAGGCAAUUGACGAAGAGUGCCAAGCUCGAUUUAAGAUUUCAGAAACAGAAGCAAACCAGAAAGAAUUAGAAGACAAGUAUUAUAGAUAUGGAGUCAAACCAGAAUGGCUGGUGAUCCAUCGUGUUAUUAAUCACCGAAAUAUGCGUGAUGGCAGGGUAUUGUAUCUUGUCAAAUGGCGAGAGCUACCCUACGAUCAAGCUACGUGGGAGGAUGAAAACGACGACAUAGUAGGCCUCAAAACGGCCAUUGAAUAUUACAUGGAUUUGCGAGCUGCUUGCACCAAUGAUUCAAACAAAAAAGGGAAGAAAGGCAAAGGAAAAAAAUCAAAGACGAGGGAACUACAGGAUGAAGAGGAUAGUGGAAGUAAAUCUGCACCAAGAUAUACUCCACCUCCGGAAAAACCCCUUACCGACCUGAAAAAGAAAUACGACAAACAACCUGACUUUUUGGUCGAAACAGGCAUGCAAUUACACCCUUAUCAAUUGGAGGGACUCAAUUGGUUGCGAUAUUCGUGGGGUCAAGGUAUCGAUACCAUUUUGGCCGAUGAAAUGGGUCUUGGCAAAACUAUCCAGACUAUAACCUUCUUAUAUUCUCUCUAUAAGGAAGGCCAUUGUAAAGGGCCUUUUUUGAUUAGUGUACCUUUAUCCACCAUUAUUAAUUGGGAGAGAGAAUUUGAAGUGUGGGCUCCUGAUUUCUAUGUCAUCACUUAUGUCGGUGACAAAGAUUCCAGAGCUGUAAUUCGAGAAAAUGAACUUAGUUUUGAGGAGGGUGCUACAAGAGGUGGACGGGCUUGUAAAUUAAGGACUAAUCAAAUAAAAUUUAAUGUGUUGUUGACUAGUUAUGAAUUGAUCUCAAUCGACGCUGCUUGUCUAGGGUCUAUAGAUUGGGCAGUUCUUGUUGUUGAUGAAGCCCACAGGCUAAAAAGCAAUCAGUCAAAGUUCUUCAAACAACUGGCUGGCUACAGCAUUAAUUACAAACUUCUUCUGACUGGUACUCCAUUACAAAACAACUUAGAGGAAUUAUUUCAUUUGCUUAAUUUCCUAAACGGCCAGAAAUUCAAUGACUUGGCUUCAUUCCAAAACGAAUUCGCUGAUAUAUCUAAAGAAGAUCAAGUUAAAAAACUUCAUGAAAUGUUGGGACCUCAUAUGUUGCGUCGAUUGAAGGCUGACGUGUUAAAGAAUAUGCCGUCCAAAUCGGAGUUCAUUGUCCGUGUAGAAUUGUCGCCUAUGCAAAAGAAGUUCUACAAGUAUAUUUUGACUCGUAACUUCGAAGCUUUAAAUCCAAAAGGAGGUGGCCAGUCCGUGUCUCUUCUUAACAUAAUGAUGGAUCUUAAAAAAUGCUGUAAUCAUCCGUACUUGUUCCCGGCUGCAGCUGAAGAAGCUCCUCUAGGUCCAAACGGUUCCUAUGAAGUUACCAGUUUAAUUAAAGCAGCAGGCAAACUAGUACUCUUGGCAAAAAUGCUUAGAAAAUUAAGGGAACAAGGCCACAGAGUUCUUAUUUUCUCGCAAAUGACAAAAAUGCUAGACAUCCUCGAGGAUUUCCUAGAAGGAGAAGGAUAUAAAUAUGAAAGAAUAGAUGGUUCUAUAACGGGUACAACGCGUCAGGAAGCUAUUGAUCGUUUUAAUGCACCUGGUGCUCCACAGUUUGUAUUUUUGCUCUCAACAAGAGCUGGAGGUUUAGGGAUUAAUCUGGCGACCGCUGACACUGUCAUCAUUUAUGACUCUGACUGGAACCCACACAAUGAUAUUCAAGCUUUCUCUCGAGCUCACAGAAUUGGGCAGGCCAAUAAAGUCAUGAUAUACCGAUUUGUGACAAGAAACAGUGUUGAAGAACGUGUUACUCAGGUAGCCAAACGUAAAAUGAUGCUGACUCAUUUGGUAGUGCGUCCUGGAAUGGGAGGCAAGGGGGCAAAUUUCACUAAACAAGAACUUGAUGACAUCCUUCGUUUCGGUACCGAAGAACUGUUCAAAGAAGACGAAGGUAAAGAAGACGAAGCCAUUCACUAUGACGACAAGGCUGUUGACGAGCUUCUAGACCGGUCUAAAGAGGGCAUUGAACAGAAAGAGAAUUGGGCCAAUGAAUACCUAAGCUCCUUCAAAGUGGCAAGCUAUGUAACCAAAGAGGGCGAGAAUGAGGAAGAAGUAGACACGGAGAUCAUUAAACAAGAAGCCGAGAACACCGAUCCAGCUUAUUGGAUUAAAUUGUUACGACAUCAUUAUGAGCAACAGCAGGAGGACAUUGCCAGAACACUUGGUAAAGGUAAACGUGUCAGAAAGCAGGUGAACUACAACGACGGCGGUAUGACGACUGAUACCAGAGAAGAUACCACUUGGCAAGAGAAUUUGUCAGAUUACAAUUCAGACUUCUCAGCUGGCUCAGACGAAGACAAAGAAGACGACGAUUUCGAUGAAAAGAACGAAAACGACAUGAGUAGGAGAAGCAAACGCAGGAUGGAGAGGAAGGACGAAAGGGACAGACCCUUGCCACCCCUUCUUGCACGUGUCGGCGGCAACAUCGAAGUUCUAGGUUUCAAUGCUAGACAACGAAAAGCGUUCCUAAACGCUAUCAUGCGAUAUGGUAUGCCACCCCAAGACGCCUUUAACUCCCAAUGGCUAGUUCGCGAUCUUCGUGGAAAAUCAGAGAAAAUAUUUAAAGCCUAUGUUUCCUUAUUUAUGCGUCAUUUGUGCGAACCUGGUGCCGACAAUGCAGAGACGUUUGCAGACGGGGUACCCCGUGAGGGUCUUAGUCGUCAACACGUACUAACCCGUAUAGGUGUAAUGUCUCUUAUAAGAAAAAAAGUGCAGGAAUUCGAGCACAUCAAUGGCGAAUACAGCAUGCCGGAACUAAUUAAGAAAAAUGCAGCAAGCGCUGUUGCAGCUGCAAAUGCGACAGACAAAAAGGAAGCGGCCUCGGCCGAUGGCGAUACACCGAAAAGUGCUACCACGAGUACCAGUGCAACACCUGCAACCAGUGCUGCUGCAAGUCCUGCACCCACCCCCAGCGAAGCAAGUGAAACCAAGGAUAAAGAGAAUGAUGAAAAAGAAGCUCUAGGUGAAGUUAAACCGACUGCAGAGGAGUCUCCAACUGUUUCUGAGGCCGCUUUAUCCACUACUCCACCUGCAAAUGAGACGGAAGUUAAAGCAGAAGAACAAGAGUUUAAACAGGAAGAUUCGCCGAAAGAAGAGAUAGAGGAAAAGAAGGAAGCCUCAGAGGAAGUAAAGGUUGAAGGUGCUGACGUAAAACCUGAGGAAAAAAUUGAACCUAAAGAAGAAAUUGAAAAAGAAACUGAAGACGAAAAGAAAGACGAAAAACCCAAAGAUUUGAAGAAGGGAGAAGAUGAUGACGUGGUAGUUGUUAACGAAAAGAAGGAAAAAACAGAAAAGGAGAUUGAAGAACCUUCAAAGAGACGUUUCAUGUUCAACAUUGCUGAUGGAGGUUUCACUGAACUCCAUACGCUCUGGCUUAAUGAAGAAAAGGCUGCAACUCCUGGUCGUGAGUACGAAAUUUGGCACCGUCGUCACGAUUACUGGCUCUUAGCUGGCAUCGUAACCCAUGGUUAUGGACGCUGGCAAGACAUUCAAUCGGACGCCAGGUUCGCUAUAAUUAACGAGCCCUUCAAAAUGGACGUAGGAAAAGGGAAUUUCCUCGAAAUUAAAAAUAAAUUCUUAGCAAGACGAUUUAAGUUGUUGGAGCAAGCUCUGGUUAUCGAAGAACAGUUGAGAAGGGCAGCAUACUUAAACCUUACGCAAGAUCCUAAUCAUCCUGCCAUGUCUCUAAAUGCUCGAUUCGCUGAAGUCGAGUGCCUAGCAGAGUCCCAUCAGCAUCUUAGUAAAGAAUCAUUGGCCGGUAAUAAACCUGCCAAUGCUGUACUUCACAAGGUAUUAAAUCAGUUGGAAGAGUUGCUCUCUGACAUGAAGUCUGAUGUGUCCCGUUUGCCUGCUACUCUGGCACGAAUUCCUCCGGUUGCCCAACGACUCCAGAUGUCUGAAAGAAGCAUCUUAUCACGCCUGGCUGCAACAUCUUCAACUAACAGCCAAUCAACGACACAAAUGAUGAGUCAAUUUCCACCCGGUUUCAACGCGGGUAGUCUGCAAGGUUUUGCUGCUGCAACAGCAGCGAACUUCACCACUUUCAGGCCCCAGUAUUCGGUACCUGGACAGCCACCAUCCGGAUUUCCAUCAUAAACAAUAUAAAAAUUACAUUUCCUUUUCAUGUUAGACUUAAACGUGAUAGCACAAACAUUUAAAUUAAUCAUUCUGUUUUUUUUUUGUUCAUCUUAUGAAACAAUAUAUUAUACUUGGCUGAAAAGAGAUCUCUUUCUUUGACUUAACAGCAUAUUUCGUUUACGUUUAAUAUUGCUUUUCAUUUGUAGUUAACUAAAUUAUUGUCGUCACGUUGUUCUCUUUAAUUUUUUUUUUUGUUAUUUAAAAUUUAAUUUUAAUUACGUACAAAUUAUUUAUAAUAAAUAAAUAAAGUGGUUGGUUUUAGGUAUUAUUUUUGACGUGUAAUGGUCGGUAAUGUGUUUUUUUAGUUCUCUACUCUCGAUUUAUAUUUAAAAAGUAUCCAUAGGGUUAAAUAAUGUAAGAAAGUGGUUGUUACAAAAAAAAGGUAUGCUCGCUCUAUCCACUUUGGUUGUAGAUUUUUUUAUUAAAUAUGGUUUGUUCAGAAAACAUUCCCAAUAAAAGAAUUACCACGCCAA
This is a messenger RNA of Agrilus planipennis (emerald ash borer), 6553 nucleotides long. RefSeq names its product chromodomain-helicase-DNA-binding protein Mi-2 homolog (gene Mi-2). Gene Ontology annotation, molecular function: ATP binding; DNA binding; ATP-dependent chromatin remodeler activity. Gene Ontology annotation, cellular component: nucleus; chromatin. The record is from RefSeq and is a predicted model, not a curated record. Gene Ontology annotation, biological process: negative regulation of transcription by RNA polymerase II; chromatin remodeling. Lineage: Eukaryota; Metazoa; Arthropoda; Insecta; Coleoptera; Buprestidae. The coding region runs from base 138 to 6038 and encodes 1966 amino acids. The transcript is spliced from 28 exons.